Molecule: messenger RNA, 993 nt
Organism: Colletotrichum orchidophilum
Lineage: Eukaryota; Fungi; Ascomycota; Sordariomycetes; Glomerellales; Glomerellaceae
Product: carbon-nitrogen hydrolase
Exons: 8
Coding region: 1-993 (330 amino acids)
Molecular function (GO): catalytic activity
Source: RefSeq, a predicted model, not a curated record
AUGGGCUCGACUCGUUCUAUCGUCAAGGUUGCGGCUGUCCAAGCCGCACCUGUUUCCUUUGACCUGGAAAAGAGCCUGCAGAAGCUGAGUAAGCUGACGGAGAAAGCUGCCCAAGCUGGCGCAGAUCUUGUUGUGUUCCCUGAAGGGUUCCUGUCUGCUUAUCCAUGGAGAUACGCGUUUGAUACGACAAUUGGCGCGCGAGAGCCGCGAGGGCGCCAGUGGUAUGCCAAGUACAGCGAUUCGGCCGUCGAGAUUCCCUCUCCUGCUUUCGACAGAUUGUCUGAGACGGCAAAGGCAAACAACGUCCUCCUCCACAUAGGAAUUAUCGAAAAGGCGGGCGGCACGCUGUAUUGCACCGCGCUGCUUCUCGACGGUGAGGGAAAGCUGGUGUACAAGCGUCGCAAGCUGAUUCCGACGGCCGCAGAACGACUUGUAUGGGGUAGAGGCGCCGGAGAUGGCCUGCUGGUCAAGUCAACGGACGUUGGCAGAGUCGGAAGCCUGAUCUGUUGGGAGAAUUAUAUGCCGGCAGCUCGCAUGGCAAUGUACCAACAAGGCAUCGAGAUUUACGUGGCGCCCCACGCGGAUGAUCUGCCCACCUGGACAGCAUCGAUGCAGCAUAUUGCGAAGGAAGGGCGUUGCUUUGUAGUGUCUGUCAACUCGUUCUGCAAGGUAUCGGACUUUCCACCCGACUAUCCGCCUUUUACGGCUGAGCAUCCCGACCGGCGACCUGACGGAGCACAAUGGGAAGCGGAUGACAUUCUCAACCACGGUGGCACAUGCAUCGUCGGGCCGCUGGGAAUUUUCCUUGCCGAGCCGGUGUGGGACAAGGAAGAGAUCGUCUAUGCCGACCUCCGAAUGGCCGACCUGACGGAGUCCAAGGCGAGUUCCCUGACACGGCUGGACUUUGACCCCAUCGGCAGUUACUCCCGACCCGACAUCUUUUCGUUGACCGUCAACACCAAGCCCGCUGACAACGUCGUAUUCACCAGUUGA